Didymosphaeria variabile is the source of this 798-nucleotide messenger RNA. RefSeq lists its product as uncharacterized. NCBI's taxonomy places the organism in Eukaryota, Fungi, Ascomycota, Dothideomycetes, Pleosporales, Didymosphaeriaceae. The transcript is spliced from 2 exons. The record is from RefSeq and is a predicted model, not a curated record. The coding region runs from base 1 to 798 and encodes 265 amino acids.
AUGGGCGUCUACUACGAAACCAUCCCCUCCUCUCUCAAACCCUGGAUCCUCGACCAAAAAAUGCUCUUCGUCGGCACCGCGCCGCUCUCCCCCAACGGCCAUAUCAACAUCUCCCCAAAAGGCGGAAAGCAGUUCGGCAUCGUCUCCCCCACGCAAUUCUGGUACCUCGACCUUACAGGCUCCGGCGUAGAAACCCACGCCCACCUGCACGAGCCGCAAAACGGCCGCAUCUGCAUCAUGUUCAUCGCGUACACGGGGCCUCCCCGCAUCGUACGCAUAUGGGGCACUGGCCGGGCCGUCGAGAACGGGACACCCGAGUGGGACGUCUUCGUCAGGGAAAAUAAGGUGGAUACCAUCCCCGGGAGUAGGAGUAUCAUCCUCGUGGAUGUGCACCAGUGCGCGACGAGUUGUGGGUUCAGCGUGCCGACGUAUGAGUGGACGGGGUGGAGGACUACGCUCGACGACUUCUUUGUGAAGAAGGAGAAGAAGUUUUUGGAGGGAAAGGAGGAGGAGAGCAUGGAUCGAUACUGGGCGUUCAAGUCGCAGUAUAGCAUCGACGGGAUGCCGGGCAUGAAGCGCGGGUACCAGUAUGCACAGACGAAUGGCGUCGCUCCGCUGAAGAAAUGGGUUGGGAAGUGGGCGCCUAAGGACUUUGGGCCGAGGCCGGCGCAGCAGAUUGCGCCGAUACAUCUCGUGCUCGUUGCGAUACUGAGCUUGAUUAUUGGGGUUACGCUCGCGGUGACGUUGACGCCGCCGGAUUUUGUGAGGAAAGUGCAGCACAAGGAGUUCUUCUUAUGA